Molecule: messenger RNA, 981 nt
Organism: Prunus armeniaca (apricot)
Lineage: Eukaryota; Viridiplantae; Streptophyta; Magnoliopsida; Rosales; Rosaceae
Source: the annotation of a GenBank genome assembly
AUGGUGAGCUUAAGAAGAAGCAAACGCAUGAGACUUUGCACCGAGAGAAGUUCUGUUCUAGCUCCACUGCCAAGGUUUUGUGACAAGGGAACUGCUCCUCAAAAUUCUACCCAAACAAAACCAGAUAGCGUGCAUUCAAUGCCUUCAAAUGAUGUGAAUCUGCCGGAGGGGAAUGCGACUCAUAGAAGGGCUUCCUCUGAGAUUAUCAGUGUGUUGAGAGAGCCAGCUGCAGCAGAGAGAGUUUUGCUGGGCUUACUUGGCCCUGAUGAUACCAGGAUUAUGCAGGAGUACGAUGAUGGUGGUUUGAGGCAAAACUUAUCCCACCAUGCCCUUAGUGCCUGCCUCCACUUUGCCAUGUGGGUCAGGGAAAAUGGAGAGUCUUCCUUAGCCUCCAGGGAGCGCGAUGAAGCCAGAGCUCGUGUUGCAGAGCUGGAGGAAAAUGUGAGGAAUGUUGAGGAGAUUCUUAGGCAUCAGGUCCAAGAGUACGAGUCUAAGCUGAAUGGUCUGCAAAAUGAUGUUGAUCAGCUGAGUCAGAAGGCCGAGUUGUGCGAGAGGAAUUGGAAGGAGCAGAAGGCCUUGCAUCAGGAGAAGGACACUCUUAUGGUAGAGGUUUUGAGGCUGCGUGAGGAAGCUAUCUCUGAGCUUGCCAAGAACACGUAUCAAAAUCUGACUGGUGCCCUCACUCGGAGCAGGAAGCUCUACGAGCAGGCUGAGGUUGAAGUGAAGAAGGUUCAGCAGGACUGCGAAAUGGAUAGGAUCCUUGGGGAAAUAGAGAAGGAAGAGCGUGGGGAAAAAAGGAUUGCUCUGACCACCGAGCUAGAGCUGGUAGAGGACUUCCAAAACCAAAACCAGAAGAUGGAAGGUGGGAUCAUGCCAACACCGGAGCUAAACAAAGAUGUUAGCAAGCAAGUGGAAGAAGCUGAAGACAUUGAUGAACUGGUGGACGUUGACUACUUUCUGAGCCUUUUGCAAUCACUGUAA